GAAGUGCAACUAUCGCAACACGGAAGUGUUGGAAGGAAAACAAAUAACCGUUUACAUUUGAGCCGAGUUGAAUUCGGUGAAGACGCCAUAAGCACCGUUUGUCUUCUAGAUUAUUGUGUUUUCGACGACAAGUCUCGUUCACGAUGGAUUUCCUGUUUGGGAAGAGGAAGACUCCAGAGGAGAUGCUGAGGCAGAAUCAAAGAGCACUCAACAGAGCCAUGAGAGAACUGGACAGAGAGCGAAUGAAACUGGAGCAACAAGAGAAGAAGAUCAUUGCUGACAUCAAGAAAAUGGCCAAACAGGGACAAAUGGAUGCAGUGAAGAUCAUGGCUAAGGAUUUGGUUCGUACGCGGCGCUACGUCAAGAAGUUCAUCAUGAUGAAAGCCAACAUUCAGGCUGUCAGUCUUAAGAUACAGACACUCAAGUCCAACAACAGCAUGGCGCAGGCUAUGAAAGGCGUCACCAAAGCCAUGGCCACCAUGAACAGACAGCUGAAACUACCUCAGAUUCAGAAGAUCAUGAUGGAGUUUGAACGACAGAGUGAAAUAAUGGACAUGAAAGAGGAGAUGAUGAAUGACGCCAUUGACGAUGCAAUGGGUGAUGAGGAUGAUGAGGAGGAGAGUGACACCAUCGUGUCCCAAGUGUUGGAUGAGCUCGGUCUGAAUCUUUCUGAUGAACUAUCAAAUCUUCCAAGCACCGGGGGAAGCCUAUCGAUGGCUGCAGGAAAGAAAGCGGAACCCCAAGCCGCCGUGGCUGGUAUAGACGCAGAUCUGGAGGAGCGUCUGAACAACCUACGGAGAGACUGAACACACAUUGACUGUCAGACAAGCUCACUGUGGCGAGGUUGUUAAUACAGAUACAAACAUACUCAAAUCUCUGUGUCUAGACUCUUUGGAAGGUAUAACUGACCAGCUGUCACAGCCAAAAGGCUGUGCUAUAAAGGUGUAUGGCUUUCUGUUUGAGUUUUCUUCUUUCUUUUUUUUUCAUUUUAUGCGUGUAUUAUGUAUCUUAUUAAGAAAAAAUAUUACAAGGGUCAUUAUCCUUCAUAGGUCUAGCAAAUUCUUAUCUCAUUUAAGAUUCUGCCAAAUGACACAGAUUUACUGAAAGUACGUAAACAUCCAUUUCAUGAUCUGUGUGAAUACUAACUCCUAAAGAAACAAUGUUUUCACAAUUUAAAAUGAACACUAAUUACAAAAUAUUUAAAGGAAACCAAAUUAAAUCUGGUAAUAUUACAGAUAGUAAAACAUUUUAUAUAUUGAGAUUUAAAAAAUAUCUGCAUGUUUUGUACAUGAAGCAGGUUUUGGUGUUUGUAUCAUAAUACAGUUUUCAGCUUUUUUUAUGUUUAUUUUUGGGAGCUGCCAGUUUGAUGAGAUCUAGCAGAAGAUGGCGAACAAAAGAGAUUGCUCUAACAGCUUGGCUGUCUAAAUUCACUAAUGGAAAGGUUUUUUGUUUUUUUUUACAAAUAAUAUUAUUUGACAAGGACAGGGGUGUUCUGCUGCCUCUGAAACACUCCUGUAUUUUGCCUGGUGAUAAUUUGUCAGUUGUUUCUGAGAUCUGCAGCAUUUUUCACCAAAUUGUUCAUAAGGAGUCUGUUGAUGUUUAUUUUUGACUUUUUUUCUUUAUUCAAUAAACUUUUCUUUUUUUCCAGAUUGAAAUAACUGCUUGUGUAACUGUGUGAUGUAACAUUUGGUUACUGACCAAAUUUGCAUAAAUUUAGCUGUUUUUCAUAAGUCACUAUUAUAAAAUGACUGUUGAAGGUAUUCACAUUUCACAUCCAUAUUUCAGGAAGAGUUCAGCUCUUUAAUACCUAGAACCAUCAAGAGACAAAACCUGUUUGGUGGACAGGUGUGGCUUCUUCCUUUGUUAGUUUGUUAUUGGUUCAGUAGGUAGGACGUCCUGAAAUUACUUCAGCUGACACUUGCAGUCAGUAGUUGUGAGAUGUUUUCUUUUAAGGAGCUCUCUCUGCAAACGAAAUGGGUCAAACUAAAAAUAUAAAACAAAACUUUAGAAGUAGCCAGAUCAACACUUUGGUACAUUUUUAUGCUGCUGAGCACAAGAUGGACUGGAUUUCCACGAAAGCAAUAGAAGUGACAGCAGCAGUGGUUGAUCACAUGACCUGUUCCAUGAAACAGACAAAAAAAGCUCCUUUACAAUUUACAGACAAGUGAUCGACUUAUUGAUAAGCCCCAAGAAAAGACAGAUUACAUAAAUGUUAGACAAAACGAGCCAGGGCAACUCUGGAACAACUUUGUUUGGACGGAUGAAAUGAAGAGCAACCUGUUCCAGAUUCAUAUCUUCUGAUGACUGAGUCGCUAAUGUUUAUUGAUUAUGUGACAGAGGGCAGAAGCAGCUGGAUUAAUCCUGCAAAGAACAGAGACGACGCUAAAUGUAGCGAAGAUGACUGAAGUACUUAACUGUACAGAUAAAUGGUGCCCAAAAACAUGCUGUAAAAGCAUCCCGGAGAGUUUUUGUGGAGGUGGAGUGGUUGAAUAUUUGGUUAUGACUGAUUCAAUCAACCUGACUGACCGCAAAAUUACAGAAUGACCAGCAAGAGGAAAACUAAUUCUGUUUUUUAUGUACAUGGUUUAUGGGCAAAAUAAGACCAGAAUUGAUCAUUUGAUGUUCAAUAAAACAGCAUAAAUAAAAAUCCUCCUUUUGUCAAUGAAUCUUCAAACGACUGACGACAGAGUUUAUAAUACAUUUCACUUGAUUCCAGCAAAGAGUAAGGUCUGUAC
Messenger RNA from Melanotaenia boesemani (Boeseman's rainbowfish), 2735 nucleotides. It is a transcript of the gene chmp2a, whose product is annotated as charged multivesicular body protein 2A. The record is from RefSeq and is a predicted model, not a curated record. The transcript has 6 exons. Gene Ontology annotation, cellular component: multivesicular body; ESCRT III complex. NCBI's taxonomy places the organism in Eukaryota, Metazoa, Chordata, Actinopteri, Atheriniformes, Melanotaeniidae. Gene Ontology annotation, biological process: late endosome to vacuole transport; endosome transport via multivesicular body sorting pathway; protein transport. The coding region runs from base 144 to 806 and encodes 220 amino acids.